This is a messenger RNA of Bombus pyrosoma, 727 nucleotides long. RefSeq names its product tetra-peptide repeat homeobox protein 1-like. The record is from RefSeq and is a predicted model, not a curated record. The transcript is spliced from 2 exons. Lineage: Eukaryota; Metazoa; Arthropoda; Insecta; Hymenoptera; Apidae. The coding region runs from base 60 to 512 and encodes 150 amino acids.
UCGAGGCAAACUACUCCAGUAGCUUAGCAACGAGCAAGCCCUUCGACAAACCUUUCAACAUGUGCACCCUCGUAGCGGUCUUCCUCGUCGCUGUUCUUUCGGUAGCGGCUGCGGCUCCUUCGGCGAUUUUGGCACCUGGAGCAGCUCUGGCUGGUCCUCACCUAGGCCCUGCUGCCCUCAGUGGACCGAUCGUAGGACCCGCCGCCCUUGCAGGACCAGCUACCGGACCUGCUCGCCUCUCAGGAGCUGUGGAUGGUGGCGCCAUAGUGACUGGAGCAGUUGCUGGACCCUCUCUAGUUUCCGGUAGCGUUGCCGGUGUAGCUGCACCCUGGCCAGCUGUAGCCGCUCCUUGGGGUGCACCAUGGGGAACCGUCUUGGCUGGACCUGCAGCACAUCCUGCAGCCCUUGCCGGUCCCAUCACCGCUCCAGCACUUAUUGCAGGACCAUCCGGUAGCAUAGCAGCUGGACCAGCUGGAGUUGGAAGCAUCCUUCGCGCUGAUGGCCACUGGUAAUUCUUAGCUCACGCUGGACACCCAUACACACAAUGACAUCUUCGACUGAUCUCCUCCGAUGCCUGCCAUUUUGAAACCGACCGCGCCACGAUCUCCGUCAUUUACCGCUAGUACCUCCGUCAUUGUAUCUUUUAUAUAUAUUUCGUGUACAUAACAAUGUAUCGUUUAUAUUUUUAUUUUAUGUAAUAAUAAACGCAUACCACUUUGGAGAGGAA